This is a messenger RNA of Acanthosepion pharaonis, 1119 nucleotides long. The record is from the annotation of a GenBank genome assembly. Lineage: Eukaryota; Metazoa; Mollusca; Cephalopoda; Sepiida; Sepiidae.
AUGCAGUUUAUAUUUCUUUAUGCUGUUUUAAUUUAUUGUCAUCAAUUCUUCGUUUUAUUAUUACCAUUUCUUAUUCUACUCUUUUAUUUGCUUGAUUUAUUCAUUCUUCUCUCCUUAGGCCGUUUCCUUCUUUUGUUAUUUUAUCCUUUUUUUUCUCCCUUUUUUUUCAACUUUUAUAAUUCUUUCUUUUAUUCUUUCUUUGGUUCGUUUUAUUCUUUCUUCUUUGAUUUUCCCGUUGAUUUUUUUUUGUUUUAUUCUUUUUGUUCUCUUCACGUCCCUUCUACUGUUUGUUUUAUAGUUUCUUCCCUUCUCAUCAUCCUUGUUUCUUGUCAUGUUUUAUUCUUUCUUUUCUCUUUCUUCUCUUUCCUUGUAUUAUUUUCUUUCUUCUUACCCCUUCACUUUCCUUCUCUUUUUUGUUUUAUUCUUUCCCUAUUCUCUUUCCUAAACUUCUUCGUUUUGAUCUUUUUCUAUCGUCCUUAUCAUUCUUUCUCUUGUUCAUCUUAUUAUUUCUUCGCCCACUUCAUUUUUCUUCUCUUUUUUCUUUUAUUAUUUCUUUUCUCCCCCUUCUCUUGUUUGUUUUUAUACUUUCUUAUCUCCCUCUUUUCUUUCAUUCUCUUAUUGGUUUUAUUCUUUCUUCUCUUCCACUUCUUUCUCCAUCUCUUGUUUGUUUAUAUUUUCUACUCAUCCCUUCCUCUCUCCUUGUCUUGUACGUUUUCUUCUUCUUCUUCUUUUUCUUCUUCUUCUUCUUCUUCUUCUUCUUCUUCUUCUUCUUCUUUUCUUCUUCUUCUUCUUCUUCUUCUUCUAAUCUUUUUUGUAUUUUUUCUUCUCCCUGCCUUCUCUUUUUCAUUCUCUUUUUUUGUUGUAUCUUUUAUUCUCUCCCUCUUCUCUUUCGUAGUCGUUUUCGUUUUGUUCUUUCUUCUCUUCCUUCUCUUUCUUUCUCUUGUUCGUCUUAUUCUUUCUCCCCAUUUCUGUUUCCUUCUUUUUCUUCUUCCUGUUUUGUCCCUUUUCUUCUUUACGUUUUCUGAUCGCUUUCCUUUUCCUUUUCUUUCAACUUUCUUUCAACUUUUCCCCUCUUUUAUCUUUUCGCUUUGCACUUUUCUUUAUUUAUUUAUUCGCUAA